GUCUAGCGGCGUGAGCGCACCUCCUCCUCCUCAGUCAGCGUUGGUGAGCUAUCCUGUCCUCUCAGAUCCACGCCGGAAGUGUAGGAAGAAAGUAGCAUAUUUGAGUAUACCUGUUUUCAAGCUGAUCUGAUCAUCAUGGUGAAGCUCAGACACAAAAAUAAAAAGCCAGGUAAAGGGUCCAAAGUCUGUAAGAAGCCUGCAAAGCAAAAUGGGAAGAAAGCAACCUCCAGAGGGUCCUCAGCCUUCCAGCUUGUUCAUGGCAAUGAUCACACCAGUCGGGAGGCUGAGUUAAAGAAGAAGAGGGUUGAGGAGAUGAGGGAGAAGCAGCAAGCAGCCCGGGAGCAAGAGAAACAGAGACACAGAACCAUGGAGAGCUACUGUCAGGAUGUCCUGAAACGCCAGGAGGAGUUUGAACGCAAGGAGGAAGUUUUGCAGGAAUUAAAUAUGUUUCCUCAGCUGGAUGAUGAAGCAACACGAAAGGCUUAUUACAAGGAAUUCCGUAAGGUGGUAGAAUACUCUGAUGUGAUUCUGGAAGUCCUGGAUGCCAGAGACCCAUUAGGCUGCCGGUGUUUCCAAAUGGAGGAGACUGUCCUGCGGGCAGAAGGCAACAAGAAGCUUGUCUUGGUCUUGAACAAGAUUGAUCUGGUUCCCAAGGAAGUUGUGGAGAAGUGGCUGGAUUACCUUCGCAAUGAGCUGCCAACUGUAGCUUUCAAGGCUAGCACCCAGCAUCAGGUCAAAAAUCUGAACCAGUGCAGUGUGCCAGUGGCUCAGGCCUCUGAGUCACUGCUGAAGAGCAAAGCCUGCUUUGGAGCUGAAAACCUCAUGAGGGUUCUGGGGAACUAUUGUCGCCUGGGUGAAGUGCGCACCCACAUCCGUGUGGGUGUUGUGGGCCUUCCCAAUGUUGGCAAAAGCAGUCUGAUCAAUAGUCUGAAGCGCAGCCGUGCAUGCAGUGUGGGAGCUGUUCCUGGGAUCACCAAAUUUAUGCAGGAGGUUCACCUGGACAAGUUCAUCAGACUGCUGGAUGCUCCAGGCAUCGUCCCAGGACCCAACUCAGAGGUGGGCACCAUCCUGCGCAAUUGCAUCCAGGUGCAGAAGCUGGCCGACCCUGUGACUCCAGUGGAAACCAUCCUGCAGCGCUGCAAUCUGGAGGAGAUCUCCAACCAUUAUGGUGUCUCAGGAUUCCAAACCACUGAGCACUUUCUGACUGCUGUGGCCCACCGUUUGGGGAAGAAGAAGAAGGGAGGCAUAUACAGUCAGGAACAGGCGGCUAAAGCUGUCCUGGCUGACUGGGUGAGUGGGAAGAUCAGUUUCUAUAUACCACCACCACCCACUCACACUCUGCCUGCCCAUCUCAGUGCUGAGAUUGUUAAGGAGAUGACUGAAGUCUUUGACAUUGAGGAUACUGAACAUGCCAAUGAAGACACCAUGGAAUUGUUUAGUCAGGUGUACCUCUCCCUAUCAGUGAUUGGUGACCUCACUGGCUAUUGUACCAAUCCAAACCGUCAUCAGAUAGGAUGGGCUAAACGUAAUGUGGACCAGUAUGGCACCAGGAACAAUGGUGUGAUAAACGUACGCUCAGUGGACCGCCGCCCAAUGCUACAGAGAAUCAUGGAGACAGACCCUCUGCAACAGGGCCAGGCUCUGGCAUCUGCCCUGAAGAAUAAGAAGAAAAUGCAGAAGCGUACAGAUAAAAUCGCCAGCAAGCUGUCUGAUUCUAUGAUGACAGCCCUCGACCUUUCUGGGAAUGGUGAUGACAGUGCUGGAGAUUGAUCUGCUGAUGUCCCUCCCCUCCUCUCCAAACUUGUAUUCCUAUGGGAUGGGAGAUAAUUGGUUCUCCUAGAAGUACCUGUAUAUUGAAAGAAUACCUUUACACCCUUUAUCUCCUCCCCGCAUGGUUCCCUCCUUUCUCUCUGGUAAAAAGAGUCCCAAGGGACUAGAGCUGCCAAAUCCAAUACCCUGUAUUUAAUCCCUACUCUUUUCCAAGAGGCAUUAAAUAUCAACAGAAAUUAGGUGCCAACAAUAUAUUUCCCAUCUCCUAUCCCAGGGUCUCAACUCUGUAGUUUGAACUGAUAUGAGGGCUUACUUCCCACCAAACCGUGUUGGACAGCUGAAUAUACAAGUAACUAGAGGUUAGACUGCUGGUUGUCCUGGACAUCCCCAGAAGAAGGGUGAUUUUUUUUUUUUACCAUUCCACAAGGGAUUUGAACAGGAAGUAAUUCCUUGAGUUGGCUCUCAGCCAUGUAUCUUGUUCCUAAGUCUACAGGUCUCACCUGGGUGAUAAGUGGACAUUAGGUGCAUCAGUGAUGAAUCUUCUGUCUCUGGAAGGGUCUGGAGAAUGGUGAAGUGGUAUAGACCUUAUUUUGUUGUUGUUGACAAGAAAAAGGCACCUAUUGGUGGGACACUGGAUGCCUUAAGGACAAGUCCAAUCUUGUCACUUGUGUGCUUUUGGAGGAAUCACUUUAAUUCAAGUGAUUCACUUGGCCACACUUUUGUGUGACCUUGUCUCAUGCAGUGCCAUCUUUUGAAUGCCAUGAUUCAAGAGGGUUCUGGUAACCUUUAUUCAGAAUGGUCCUCAAGAAAGCUGCUACAGGUGGGAAUGUAUGAGCCAACUCUACCCCGUGCCUGGAAGCCACUCCAUUACAGCAUAAUUAACACCUUUGGGGCAUCUUAACCCUGUCAGGAAAGCACCUGGGACCCUGGGUUAGCUUUUUAUCACUACAGCAAAAUUCCUGAUUGCCUACAGUGUUUUGUCCCUGUAGUAAGGUAUCAUGUUGCAAUAGGUACUUGUGGUAAAGCAAAACAUCUCAUGGUCAAGAAGCAAAAAAGGAAGAGGAGUUUGGGAGGGUGUCCCACAAUCCCUUUGGAGAGGGUCUUCCAUCAAGCCCCACCUGAUGGGAGUUUCCUUUCCCUUCCAAUGGCGCCACCCUGUGACCAACCUUUAACACACAGGCUUUUGAGUAAUAGGUGGGAUCCACCCAAACAAGGCCACAGAGAUGAUUUCAGUGGUAUUCCAAACAAAAUCUGUUUCUAAUGGAGUUUUGGUUCAUGUAUACAGCUUCAGUUCCUGAAGUUCUACUUGAGCUGACACAUUGGAAGCAGAUGAAUAUUAUAUUACUUGUAUUAUUUGCCACCUUCUCCCAAAUACCACAGGGAAAUUGGAGUAGUGGAUAAACCAGCCUUUGCCCUUGUCAGUCUCAAAGUCCCUACCUCCCUCAUUUACAUAGGAAGAUACUAAAAGGGAGAUUGUAAUAAGUACUGAAAAGCCAUUGGCUGUAGGGUAUCCUGAGACCCCUUCUACAUUCAGGGGCAUCCACAGGAGAUGAUUAUUGAUUGAGCACAAACCACUGAGCUCUGAGAAUCUAUUGUUUCCUUUAUUGUUUUGGUGUCACUAUUGGGGCUUGAACACUGGGUCUGGGUGUU
Messenger RNA from Dipodomys ordii (Ord's kangaroo rat), 3420 nucleotides. RefSeq names its product guanine nucleotide binding protein-like 3 (nucleolar)-like (gene Gnl3l). The coding region runs from base 136 to 1770 and encodes 544 amino acids. Gene Ontology annotation, cellular component: nucleolus. The record is from RefSeq and is a predicted model, not a curated record. Gene Ontology annotation, molecular function: GTP binding. The transcript is spliced from 16 exons. NCBI's taxonomy places the organism in Eukaryota, Metazoa, Chordata, Mammalia, Rodentia, Heteromyidae.